AUUAAGUGGACUGGUUGGUAGUAGUAUUAGCUACACCUUUAUAUAUGUACGAGUAGGAUUGAGAAAGAAGUCAUUUAUACCACAAAACAUAUUUUCUUUCUAUACGUUUCUAUACGCUGAAAAAUGAAAAAUAUCCAUGUUCUAGUCAUACCUUAUCCAGCACAAGGCCAUGUGAUUCCUCUUAUGGAGGCCGCACGGUGCCUCACCAGCAACGGCCUCAAGGUUACGUUUGUUAACACAGAAUUCACUCACAAACGGGUUCUGACGAGUGCGCAUUCAGAGAUAGAUUGUCCAAGUGGUUUGAUGCAAAUGGUUUCGAUUCCAGAUGGGUUGGAACCAGGCAACGACAGGAAUGACUUUGGGAAGUUGACAAAAGCAAUGUUUCAACUCAUGCCCGCCAAACUAGAAGAGAUAAUAAAUGAUAUUAACAAAAACGACGACCAGAAAAUAACGUGCAUCAUUGCUGAUUGUUACAUGGGAUGGGUAGUAAGAGUUGCACGAAAGAUGAGUAUUAGACUAGCACUCUUUUGUCCCAGCUCUGCUGCAGUUUUAGCCGUGACCAUGAGCGUUCAGAACCUAAUUGACAAUGAAGUUAUAAACUGCAGUGGUGCACCUUUGAAGGAUCAAAUGGUUCAGCUGUCACCCACCAUGCCUCUCAUGGACCCUGCAAAUUUUUUAUGGGUCUGUGUUGGCGACGCAGAAACAAACCAAAUUAUCUUUGAUUUCGCAAUUCUUGAUGGUAAGGAGGCAGCAGAAGCAUCAGACCAUAUAAUUUGCAAUUCAUCCAUGGAGCUGGAGCAUGGGGCGUUCACUCUAUUUCCAAAGAUGUUGCCAAUAGGUCCGCUUUUGGCGACCAACAAAUCCACAAGGCAAGUAGGCCACUUAUGGAAAGAAGACUCUACUUGCCUAACAUGGCUUGAUCAGCAGCCGGUCUGUUCGGUCAUCUAUGUGGCAUUUGGGAGCAUCACAAUUUUAAACCAGAUCCAGUUUGAAGAGCUAGCGCUGGCACUUGAGGAUACGAAAAGACCUUUCUUGUGGGUUGUUCGACCUGGUACAAGUGGAAGUAUGGACUAUGUCUACCCGAGUGGCUACAUGGAGAGAAUUGGCACUCGUGGAAAAGUGGUUAGCUGGGCACCUCAACAGAAGGUCCUAAACCAUCCAUCAGUGGCUUGCUUUAUGAGCCAUUGUGGUUGGAACUCUACAAUGGAAGGCGUUAGCAACGGCGUUCCUUUCUUGUGCUGGCCAUACUUUGCUGAUCAGUUUUUUAACAAAACGUAUAUAUGUGAUAUAUGGAAAACUGGUGUGGGAUUAAACAAAGAUGGAACAGGUAUUGUUACACGAGAAGAAAUCAAGAGUAAAGUGGAGCAGCUGCUCAGCAACAACUUAAUUAAGGAAAAUGCUUCGAAUUUAAAGGAAAAAGUUAUGGACUGCGUGCAAGCAGGACAUUCCUCCAACAAGAAUCUCAACAAAUUUCUUGAUUGGGUAAAGGAAGGAAAUGAUCACGCUCGUGUGAAUGAAUCCUGUCAAUGAUGUGUUUAUGUGUUUUCAUGUAGAUUCCAAUAUUUUCAUUUAGGUUUUCUAUUAAUUAUGUGUUUAUUUCUUUCAUGUAUCGUUAAUAUUCCAUCUUUCAGCAAGCAUGUUCACUUUUGUAAUAAUUUAUCAAGAUUCCUGUUCAAUCGUAAA
Molecule: messenger RNA, 1683 nt
Organism: Helianthus annuus (common sunflower)
Lineage: Eukaryota; Viridiplantae; Streptophyta; Magnoliopsida; Asterales; Asteraceae
Product: UDP-glycosyltransferase 83A1
Exons: 2
Coding region: 124-1530 (468 amino acids)
Molecular function (GO): UDP-glycosyltransferase activity
Source: RefSeq, a predicted model, not a curated record